Leptomonas pyrrhocoris is the source of this 636-nucleotide messenger RNA. RefSeq lists its product as hypothetical. The transcript has a single exon. NCBI's taxonomy places the organism in Eukaryota, Euglenozoa, Kinetoplastea, Trypanosomatida, Trypanosomatidae. The record is from RefSeq and is a predicted model, not a curated record. Bases 235 to 636 code for a protein of 133 amino acids.
GCGCGCUGUGUCGCUUCCCAGUAGAUUUUGUCUGCUUCCUUUUGUCAUUGCGUUUUGCGCAUACAAAGCUGAUUAUAAAUACAUAUUCCCCCAUCUCCGUCCCACUGCCUCUGAGGCCCCUGCCGUGCUAUGCGAAGUGUACAGCACACGCUGUUGGCUGCUGCGGCAUGCACGCUGCUGUGCGCAGCGGCCAACGUAGGCGCCGUCACCACCACGUCUUUUUACGAGCCGUACAUGAGCGUGUUGACCGCCAUCGGCGGCCUUCUCCUGGGCGCCAUUGUCGUGGUGCUCGUGAUGUGCUGCGGCUGGGAGGCCGCCACGGUGCGGCUGCAACCGCGUGAGCGGCGCAUGUGGGAGACGGCACCGCCUUCCGGACUGUCCGACGACGACGUCAAAGUGCUGGAGAAGCUGCACGACGAGGCCGACGCGGCGAGGAAGGAGAAAGCGAAGGGUGCUGCGUCAUCCGUGCCGCCGAGGAAUGGAAACAGCGCCGUCGCCCCGCCUGCGGCUGCGGGAAGGCGAUACACCAACGAGAGCCCCGGUGGUAGAGCCCCUGCUGUCAACCCGUAUACGUACACGGAGGAUGACGUCGUGGCGUUCAACAGCGCAUCACCUGGCCAAGUGCGGUUUAUGUAG